This is a messenger RNA of Nematostella vectensis (starlet sea anemone), 2048 nucleotides long. Its product is annotated as arsenite methyltransferase. Lineage: Eukaryota; Metazoa; Cnidaria; Anthozoa; Actiniaria; Edwardsiidae. Gene Ontology annotation, molecular function: methyltransferase activity. The transcript is spliced from 10 exons. Bases 180 to 1286 code for a protein of 368 amino acids. The record is from RefSeq and is a predicted model, not a curated record.
UUUUUUUCUAAGUACUCUCAAUCAUAUUUAUUUUGAAAUGUGGUCAUUCCAGGAAAAAAAUGAUUUGGGGUUCCUGUGGCUCCUAAAGUGUAGAAGAGAGACUACUUGGAGUGUAGUACACAGUACACAGCACUCAAAGCAUUGUUUUAAGCGAGCGCCUUGCUGUGGCGACACAAAUCAUGGACAUCAAAGAGAGCGUGAAGGACUACUAUGGAAAGAGACUGAAGGGAUCGGAUGACCUACAGACGGAUGUAUGCAAGACACAGAGCUGUAAUAUGGUAAAAACCUCGCCAUCAACUCGAGAAGCCCUGGAGCUUUGUAAUGAAGAGGUUGUCAAAAGGUACUUUGGUUGUGGCUUGGUGUUCCCUGAAUGUCUUGAUGGCUGCCGCAUUCUUGAUCUUGGUAGCGGAUCUGGCCGUGACUGUUAUGUGCUCAGCAAACUUGUUGGAGAGGAAGGUUUUAUCACAGGCGUGGAUAUGACUCCAGAGCAAUUGGAUAUUGCCAACAAGUACAAGGACUACCAUGCCAAGAAGUUUGGUUACAGCAAGUCAAACACAGAAUUCCUUAUGGGUGAUAUUGAGAACUUACAGAAGGCUGGUGUCAAAGAUGACUCAUAUGACAUUGUGGUCUCAAACUGUGUGGUGAACUUGACCACAGACAAACGAGCUGUCCUACAAGAAACAUGGAGAGUUUUGAAGGAUGGAGGAGAAGUGUACUUCAGUGACAUUUAUGCAGAUAGAGUCCUAAGUGAAGAGCUUAGACAGCAUCAAGCUCUCUGGGGAGAAUGUAUUGCUGGUGCUCUUUGGUGGAGAGAACUUGUUGACUUGUGCAAAGACAUUGGUUUUUCUGGCCCUUAUCUGGUUGUGAGUAACAAAACAACUGUGGAGUCUGAAGAAUUAAGAAAGGUCCUAGGUGAUGGCCCUCAGUUCGUCUCUGCCACUUAUCGACUCAUUAAGUCACCAAGACAUGAUGAUAGUGACCAAAUAUUUGAGGCAACAUACAAAGGAACAUUACCAGAUCAUGAAAAGGAAUUUGUAUUUGAUGUGUACACAACGUUCAAGACUGGCCAGCAGCAAAGUGUUGAUGCAGCUGUGGCUAACAUCCUGCGAAUCUCUCGCUACUCCAAGCAUUUCGACCUGAGCAAUGAGUCAACAAAGCGAUCUGAGCCCGGGAGAGAUGCCUAUCAGACCGCAGACCCAUUUAUCUGGCUUAAAACUGAUGGAGGCACAGAAACGUCAUGCUGCCCUUCAUCCAAGAAGGCCUCAUCUGAGAAGCCAUGCUGUUAAACUCCAUCUGAACGGCCAUGCUGUUAAACUCAAACUGAACGGCCAUACUGUUAAAAUCCAUCUGAACGGCCAUGCUGUCAAACUUCUGGGAAGCUAUUCCGCUUGACCAGAACAUCAAAAUAGCAUGUGCCAAGGUAUCAACUGUAGGAAAGGUUGGUGGAGUAAGGUAGAUAUACUGUAGGUAAUUUAGGUAUACAUACUUAUGGGAUUCUUAUGGACACUGCUUUCUGUUGCUGGUACUGCUAUAAGGUCUUUUGGACUAUAAACUAUGGUAUUAUGCAUGAGGUAUAGUGUGACUGGGAGGUUAAUAGUAGUUUGUCAUUAUGAAGCUUUAGGAAGUAAUAGUAUAUAAGAGAUUCACAAUUGAAAGUGUUGGUAAGAUGGACAUGAACCUAUCUCAUUCACGCUUGUUUCUAGAAUUUUUAUAGGGGUGAUUUGUUUAGUUAUUUAGGGAACAAUUUUCUCUUAUGUACCUCCUACUAACUCAAAGUAUUUUCAAUUGGGUGGACCAGCCGAGUGUGCUGGUUCUUACAAAUUUCCAACCCCCCCAUCUAUGAUCUUGAUAUGAGUGUAACGUAUAGUUAUAAAAUAACAUAUUUUUGUACUUAAGAUAAGUUGAAUAUAAUAUUGUUAUGUGCUGUAGCUGCCAUUUACAAAAGAGUAAAGAAGUGCUUUACUUCUUAAAUUUGAUCAAUAUGUCAUGUUUAAUCACCAUUAUAGAUUUAUGUAAUAUACAAAUAGAAUUAUAUCAGUAUAACCCUU